Anoplopoma fimbria (sablefish) is the source of this 5277-nucleotide messenger RNA. Its product is annotated as KIAA0513 ortholog. NCBI's taxonomy places the organism in Eukaryota, Metazoa, Chordata, Actinopteri, Perciformes, Anoplopomatidae. The transcript has 12 exons. The record is from RefSeq and is a predicted model, not a curated record. Bases 284 to 1555 code for a protein of 423 amino acids.
CUCAAGACCACAGUGAGCAAAAACCUACGACGCACAAACAGCGAAGAGGAGCAGCCUUCAUCUCCUGCCAGCACGAGACAUUUCAUAUGCAUUGUAUUUGUGAGUUUGCUUGAUGUCGGCGCCCUCGGGUGGGGGGGGUCUGCACGAUCAAAACCCAAUAACGACAGUGGAGACCUUCAACUAGCACCCACAUCUCUGUCCCCCCUCAUGUUCCUGCAGAGCACAGACUAGCUCAUUCUAAGAACACUGUUGCAGAGCUGAAAGGAAGAUACUUGUUUCCAACAUGGAGGGCGUAGCAGUGGACAACCUGAUAGACUUUGACUUCCCCUCCGAGGACACAGCUCUCAGCAUAGAUGGAGGCCAACACCACGGCCAUACGGACAUUUUCUCCCCUGAGCAGGCGCCCUCUAUGGGAGUCCACCAGCAGCCUUUACUGCCAGAGCCCAUGGCACCAACCAAGCCCAGCUCUCACCACCACCACCACCACCACCAAGAGGAAGGAGACAACGACAGCGAUGCUACAGAGUCGGCAGACAGCGAGAACGACAUGGACCCGCCCUCUCAUAUGUGGGAGCUGAGGAGGUCGUCAUCUUCGUCGGCUCACAGUGGAGAGGAUGCCGACAGCGAGACGGUGGAGAGGAGGCAGUUCAUGAAGGCUUAUGUGGAGAAGGUGUUUCAUGGAAAGGAGGACUUUGACCAGGAAGAGAAGGCUCGUUUUGGAGAGCUGUGCAGCGGAGAGAACGGAAAAGGCAGGGAGUGGUUUGCCAAAUACGUCAGCGCACAGCGCUGCCACUCUAAAUGUGUGAGUGAAGCCACUUUCUACAGACUAGUGCAGUCUUUUGCAGUGGUUCUGUUCGAAUGUUACCAGAUGGAUGACUACAGCCCAGCCAAGAACCUCAUGACUAUGUGCUUCACAUACUACUACAGUGGGAAGUCCCAGCCGUCUCCCUCCGAGCUGCUGGAUCGCGGCGGUCCUCCAGCUGGUCUGGACUCUUACAUCAACAAGGCCAACUCCUGGCUGUCCGUGAAGAAGGAUGCCGCUGAGCGCCUCCUCAAAACCACAUCCAAGACUGACGUCAAAGGCUUCUUAGGAGGCCUAGAGAGCAAGCUGAGGGGCUCGAUGGCUCCCAAGGCUGAGGAUGGGGAAAGCCCAGUUGAGUCAAAAACCAAGUCACCAGUGUCUGAGGCUCUUGAGGAAAAGAAAGGAGAGAAGGUGUACCUGUACACCCACCUCAAGCAGCAGCCCAUCUGGCACACACUGAGAUUCUGGAACGCUGCAUUUUUUGAUGCGGUCCAUUGUGAGAGGAAGAAGAGAUCACCAACCACAAGGGAGAAGUGGUGUCACAUGACGCAGGAGGAGAGGGACGACAGCUCCAAAAUCGAUGAGAAUAUCGCCUUCGGCCAGCUGGGGACAUUCACUCAUAACAUGCUGGCGUUUGGGCUCAGUAAGAAGCUCUGCAAUGACUUCCUGAAGAAGCAGGCAGUCAUCGGGAACCUGAAUGAAGAACAGUACAAGUUGCUGAGUGACCACAUAGAGAAAAUGGCGGCAGAGUGAGUUGGCGACAACGUGCUGCAUCUCAAAGUGUCCACAUAACAGACUGACAGCACACACAUCAGCUAUUUCUUUGCAAAUCAACACCACCAUGACCGACUCUCCGUUUGACUGUUGUUGCAUUUGUGUUGUGCACUGCUGAGAAAAAAAACAUAACUGACUGUACUGAACUGUGCAAUAGUUGUAGCAAACCCUGUUUAUCCGACGUUGUAGUGCUCCUGUGAACCCGUCCUGUAUCAGCAAUGAUACAACAACAUCGGCUGGCGCACACCUUAGUAUCUGUGACGCCUCCAUCUGUGAGCUGUGUGACAGACACUAGAAGCAUAAAGUGAAAGCAUCCAGUAUAAAACCGCCUCAGUAUGGUGUCACACGAUAAACACAUUAUGUGUACAUUGUAUAUCCUCGAUGCUGUUUUGUUUGGUGUUUGUAACCACAUUUAUUACAUGUUAGUGUGACACGUGUAUCAGCGUCUGGUGAAACACUGUUCUAAGUAUCGUACAUUUUCCAUAAAUGUCUGCAUACAGUUGUAACCAGACUCGGUUAUAAUCAAACAUGAGAACUCAUAGUGUAAUGUGUAAUCUGUUCUGGUGGUAUCCAGUCCGUUUUCAGUCACAAAGUUAUUUACUGAAUACUUGUCUGUGCUUUUUGUUACACUGUAGUAUCCUAUUUGGCAAUACAAUGAAAAACUACAGCUUUGACAUAUGUUUCCUAUAACGUCAUCGCUGGCAUUUAAACAGGCGGAAACAAUAUCUAACAAGGAAGCUACAGUGAGGAUACAAUUAGCUUAGCUUAGCUUAGCAUAGAGCCUGGAAACAGGGGGACAGUGCUGGAUUGGCUCCACCCAAAAGGUCCCAAAAUCUGCUUCCCAGUACCUCUGUGUUAAUUGGUGACCUUCAGAGGUGCUGGGAGGCAUGGAUGGACAAGGUAACCGGCCUACAGUUCACAGGCCUAGGGGCCCUUGGUGUCAGGGGCCCUCACCUACAAACUGUCAAUCAAAGACCAAGUAGAGACUCAAAAUUACCACAAAGAAACCAAACAACUGCAAAGAGGAUACAAAACAGCUGCAAGAGACCUCAAAGAUACUGACAAUAACUAUGAAAGAGGUGAAACAACCACAAGUACACACAAAAUGACUUAAAUGAUGGGAAAAACAACUACGAACCACAAAAUAUUAUAACAAAAAGACCAAAACAAUUACCAAGUGGAACUACAAAGAGACACAAAAUGACCACUGAGAGACAAACAACAACAACAACAACAACAAACAUAGGCUUAACAGCCAUAAAGUCUGUGUGUGUAGCUCCUAUGUAGUGGUGGGGUGUUUGGCAUGUCUGUGCCCAGGGGCCCAUGUCUCAUAAUCCACCCAUGCUGGUAGGCAGACAUUCUACCUCUGGUGGGCUAACAGGUUUCUCCUGCUUCCAGUCUUCUUGUAGGAUAAGACAGUGGUCUCAAUCUCCCCGUUCUCUCAACAAGAGCCAAAAGCAGCAAAGUCUUCCUCUUCAUUUCUUACUCAUACCUAUUUCAAUCAUGUUAACUCUGGCACACAUUUACAAUCUAGCUGUAUUUAUUUUAUGUUUUUUAAUCAGACACUUGAUAAUACCCUCGGGAACAUUAGAGACUAUCCAAAGUGCCUUCCACGAAAGUUAAUGUCUUGAUCCUCUGAUGCUGUAGCUCUCUAUUGGCCAACUAAACACUAAUGCAGAGCCUGCAAAUAACCCUCUUACUCAUUCCCUGCUAGAUGAGAAAAAUAACUUUGGCAUGCAAAUGCAAUUCAUCGGACUGCUAUCUGUGUUUUCAGUGACCUGAGUAGUGGUAGAUUAUUUUCCUUCAGUGGAGCUGUAAUGUCAGAUGCAUAGCUCAGCACGUUGGCUGGAUGACAGCCCUGGCUCUGCAUACACAUUUGUUCCUAUCCCUAUGCUUCUGUAUAUAUCUAUCUAGCAUGUACAAACUGCAUCGAGCAAAUGUAAAAUGAGUGGCUGAACUGUGAAGUUUGCUCAUUGUAUUACUUCAUCCUACCACUGCGGGGUAGCAUUGUGUCUCGAUUCAAAGCACUUCUCAAGGAGAGAUUCCUGAACUCAAACCGUUCUGCUUAGCUUUUAGCCUUGAGAAUAGAUCAAUGUGUGUUUGUAUAUCUGAAUGAUAGGAUGAUGCACCUUCUGGCAGGUUGAUUCCCAUUUCAGAUCAAUAAUCAGUUUUAAUCUCUCCAAUGAAGUUUUUUCGUAAAUACUGUACAUAAUCCUCUGUGUUGUAAGAAGUGAUAAUGUGCUGCUGCUUGUAAAUUGUAUGUCUAUAAUUGUAAAUGUAUAGAUGUAAUUGUGAACUAUGUGUCCAUAAGGAACAUAAAUGUCUGACUGUCCCUUUAGACCCUGAAGUGCCCCAUUCAUCCAACCGCUGUAUUCGCAUAUAGUUUUGUGCAAUAAUCUCCAAUGUAACUGUAAAUCAUUUGUAGACAGCUGAGUGACAAAAUUCUGAGCUCCAUGCAUUAUAGUCAAACAAAUGAUCUAAAUCAUAUAGCAUCAUCGCUUUACUCUGUUUUUACUGACUUUUAAUUCUCUCCGGUGACCCGCUGCUGUAAGCCUUUGAAACCAAACACCCUUGAUUCCCUCACAUUGUUUUUCCUGAUGUGACCUUUGACACGUUGUGUACCCUUCUGGCUUGGUUGAACUAUUGAUCUGUAUAUUGUACUUGUUAGCUCAGUAUGAGCCAAUUGCACUACAUUUAGUCUCAACAUCUCCACACUCUGAUCUUCUGAAUAUUGUUACAGUGAUGCCUUUUCUAUUUGUUGUGCAUGAGCGCUGCAUGCUCUCUGUCUCCAGCAUAUCUGUUGUUAAAUGAUGAAAAGGUUAUUUUUUAUCGUGUUGACUUUGUCUCAAUUUUGACCAAGUGAAAUUUGUCAUUAAAGUAGUACAGUAAAUUUUUAUGGGAUUGCACUUUUGAUGAAUGAUGUGAUGAUGACAAUGUGGUCUCCAAAUCCAUGUGUCCCCAGUGGCUGGUUAGUUUUGGGUAUCCAUGAUGACAUUUCAGCUAACACUGCAUUGAGUGAUAGCAGUUCUGGAGCUUUCUAUUCAUAAUCGUUUGAUUACUACUGACUCUCAUCAGUCUCACUUUCUGCGGAAAACCAGAAGAGGAACAAACUUCCUGUACGGAGCUGCCAUUGACUGAAAAUCAACUGAGAUUAGCUACCUAUCUUUUAGCUCCAGAACCGGAGGCGUGUCUAAAGGAGUGGCAUGCUGUGAGGUGUCUCGUGUUGGAGAUAUCAGCAGUAGAGAUGUCUGCCUUCUCUCCAACAUAAUGGGACUCUGUGGCUACCCGAGAACCAAAAAUUAUAUUUUGAAUAAAUCAACAGCAAUGUCUCUUUCCAGAAAUCAUGAGCCGGUUACUCAAGAUAAGAGUAACCGGCAGAGUUUGGUGUGAUCAGCUUCAUGUAGGAACUGUACAUGAAUACAAAUGUAUUUUUGAUUUUGGGGUGAACUGUCCCUUCAAACCUGUGUACUAUAACGUUAGCUAGCAUGGAGACCAUGAUGGACUGGGAGCAAACUCAGCUGACUGAUAAAACCUGGGGGAUCUUAAAAGACUGCUCCUGUGUUAUCUGCUGUACGUACCUGUGAACAUGUGUCGAAUCCAGAUGUUUGCUUUUUUUAUUGUGCUAUGCUUACAUUUGCCUGGACAUGUCAUAAUGUUGAUUCAAGUUGCUGAUACUGUAAUAAAUUUAUUUUUUGAUGUUU